Messenger RNA from Paramisgurnus dabryanus, 1965 nucleotides. RefSeq names its product chromosome 11 C1orf174 homolog (gene c11h1orf174). NCBI's taxonomy places the organism in Eukaryota, Metazoa, Chordata, Actinopteri, Cypriniformes, Cobitidae. The record is from RefSeq and is a predicted model, not a curated record.
GCGUAGUCUCGCAUAAAGUUAAACACGCCUACAUACGUAGAUGAUCGGAUGUGGGCAGAGCUUCGGCGGUCACCGGAGAUAAACACUCAAGCGAUUCCACGCUCGGUUUUGACGCCCAAACUUUAAAUGAGGACAAAGCAGACCGUCGCUGGAGGCCACAGACAGCGAGGGUGCGGCGCUAUCUCUUUAAACCCACCCGGUGUGAAAAGUUCAGUCAAGCGGGCGGAGAGGCGGAGAAUCCUGCGCGGUUUGGUGCAGAGAUCCGCGUCUGAUAUCGUGAACGCAGGCUCAGCGCGACAGAUGGCUGGGGACGGCGGAGAGGCCAAACGCCUCCCAAAGAGACCGUUUCACGGCGAAGGAGAAGAAAAUUCAAGCGUAAACAUAAACGAAAACGUCAAAAUUAAACCUGGGAAAAAGACACAGAGAGAAGCUUGUGGCGGGAAGGAACGGCCCGGUAAGGAGAACGCGAGCGUUUUGACUCACUGCCACACGAGCGGCUCAGCGGAAAAGAUGGACCACACUGCCAUUCGUGGCUCGCAAACGCGAGAGGACCCGAGCGUUUUCUUCGACGAGGACAGCAAUCACGUUUUCCCGGUGGAACAGUUCUUUGGGAACAUGGAUGUUGUUCAGGAUUGCCCACAAAGAACUCCAGGAAGCAAGAGGAUGAGCCGGAGAGAGUACAGGAGUCUGCAUUUUUAUGCCAAAGAUGACAGUGAAGAUGAGCAGCUAUGAGAGGUCAUCGCUGUCACAGGCGGAGCUUAAACUUCACACAUACUAUAUGCCACGGUAUUUACUUUUGGCAUAUUGAUGGACGUCAGGGAGGGAGGUUCUGCUAUUAAUAUUGGCGUAGUUGGUAAAGUGAAAAGGUUUGUAAAUGAAUGUUUGAUCUGCAAUCUACCCAAGUUACUUACUGGGAUGCAUUGUGUCAGGCAAUAUUUGUAUACUUCUGAUAGCAUGAUUGACUUAUCCAUGAUGUGGUAAUUAAAUUUUUAUGGAAUGAGGUACAUUAGUGGUAAUGAAAGUGUUAUAUUUUUGCAUCCCUAUUUAUAAACUUAAGAACAUUACACUUGUGCCAUACAGGAAUGUACAGUAUGAGGGGGUUUGUGCUAGACUUCAUGCUUGUUUCGGUCAUGUGAUUGGUGGGUUGUUUUGACGGGCAGUUAUAUAAUAUGAAAAACUGAGUACAUUGUAAGUUGAUCCUGCAACACUGGCCAGCCCUGUUUUUUACCACUAGUCCUUACUGAUGUGCUCUGAAAUCCACAAUUCUUUAAGCUUAUGUGAAUUGGUAUCAGUCAAGUGCCUCGUGGGACAAAUUUGCCGUUCAGAUGUUGUAAGGAAUUAGUGAACUUCUAUCGUUCAGAAUUUGGCACUUUAAAAAAAUUCUCUGUUGAGAAUGAAUAUUUGUUUUGAAAAAACAGACUACAUGUACUUGUGAUUUGGUGCUGUUUAAUUGAAAAUGAAAGUAUACUACUCCAUUCCUGUGUUAUUUGAUAUGCUUAAUAUGAUGUAAAUAUUUUUUAUUGCUUUAAGACUUCAAAUUAGUUUUGUCCAAUUUGUUUUAAUGUACAAGUUGGAAUUUUAAAUGGAGAAUAUCAGCCUGUCAAUGCAUGUAUAGCUUUGCGAGAAAUAUGUUUGUAUUUUAAAAAUUGAUAAUGUUUGAGAGAUGCUUGUAUACUUUUAUUAGAAAGAAUUUGCACUAACAUGUUUUUUUUAAAGAUUUAACAUUUUUAAAUUUGCGCUUUACAAAUGUGAUGUAUGAGGGGAAAAAAAUUACAAAUUGUGAUUUUGGAAGUUUAUAUUUUUUAUCGAAGUGAUAAAUAUUUAAGUGCUAAUUUUUGCUACCAAGUGCCAUGUUUGCACAUCACAUGUCAUUUUCUUGUAAACUUAAUUUCAGUUUUUAAGUGUAUUAUCAUAUAAAAGUUACAAUACUCCGUCCAGUGACAAUAAACCUCACCAUUAACAUCU